AUGUUAUUUUAUAAGGCAAUGCCAUUAACUACGUCGAUUUUUGGAUAUGGAAAAAAAAGUGAUACACCGGGAAAAUUUGCAAUUGUUAAAUCAAUUGAAACUGGUUUAUGGGCAAAGAUUAAAUCUAUGGAUGAUAUGCGUUAUCUAAUUUGGAAAUUGGGUGUUAUCUUUACUGAUAAUGCAAGUCAUGAUGAAUUAAAUAAUUCAAAAAUCAAAAAACAAAAGGUUUAUUUUCAUAUUGCUGAGAAUUAG
Rotaria sordida is the source of this 252-nucleotide messenger RNA. The record is from the annotation of a GenBank genome assembly. Lineage: Eukaryota; Metazoa; Rotifera; Eurotatoria; Philodinida; Philodinidae.